UCAACGCUAUCUCUCACACAACCAGCCUUGCUGAGUAGCGAGUUAGCUCCCAACGUAGCUACAGCUGAGUGAGACCGACAGGAGGAAAUCAGAGUAGAUGGGUUCAAGGAUUCACGUAAAAAUGUGCUGGAGCCGGGCUUUCCUCACCAGCUGGACUCUGCUGCUGCAUUUGCUAUGUUCAGAGGCCGUUCCCAUCAGCAUCGACAAGACAAAAGUCAAAGAGCCAGAGAAAAAUCCCGAGGAGCCACCUGCCAGUGUGGACACUGGACUCCACUAUGACCGCUACCUCAGAGAAGUCAUUGAUUUUCUCGAGAAAGAUCAGCAUUUUAGAGAAAAGCUCCACAACACCGACAUGGAGGACAUUAAGCAGGGAAAGCUGGCUAAAGAGUUGGACUUUGUCAGCCAUCAUGUCCGAACAAAACUAGAUGAGUUAAAAAGGCAGGAAGUAAACCGACUUCGGACCCUGAUUAAAGCCAAGCAAGACCUGGAAGGAGGGAAUGACAUAGCCGUGGACCACCAGGCUCUCCUGAAGCAGUUUGAGUACUUGAAUCACAUGAACCCACAUACUUUUGAAGUAGAUGACCUGGAUCGGCUCAUUAAAUCGGCCACAAAGGAUCUCGAGAACUUCGACAAAGAGAGACACGAGGAGUUCAAGAGGUAUGAAAUGAUGAAGGAACACGACAGGCGGGUCCACCUAAAGAACCUGGAUGACGAUGAGAGAAAGAAAGAGGAGGAGCACUAUGAGGAGAUGAGGAAGAAGCAUGCCGAUCACCCUAAAGUCAACCACCCAGGCAGCCAGAAUCAACUGAAGGAGGUCUGGGAGGAAGCUGAUGGCUUAGACCCAGAAGAUUUUGACCCAAAGACCUUUUUCAACCUGCAUGACACUAAUGGAGAUGGGUUCUUUGAUGAGCAGGAGCUUGAGGCGUUGUUCACCAAGGAGCUGGAAAAAAUUUACGACCCCACCAACGAGGAGGAUGAUAUGGUGGAGAUGGAGGAGGAAAGGCUACGGAUGCGAGAACAUGUUAUGAAUGAGGUGGACACGAACAAAGACAGGCUGGUGUCUUUAGACGAGUUCCUGGUUGCUACGAAGAAAAAAGAAUUCCUGGAGCCAGAUAGCUGGGAGACCCUGGAGCAGAACCAGGCCUAUACAGACGAGGAGAUGAGGGAGUUUGAGGAGCAUCUCGCCCAACAAGAGCAGGAUCUCAAUGAGAGGGCCGUAGACCUUCAGAAACAGAGAGAUGAGCUGGAGAGACAGCAGGAGCAGCUUAACGCGCAGAAGGUUGAGCUUCAGCAAGCAGUUGAGCACAUGGAAAAAAUGAAGACUCAGAAAGUAGACGCCCCUCCAGAGGUUCAGGUUGAAGGAAACGCCAUCCCAGAGGUGCAUGCGGCUGACGACCAGCCGGGCCUCGAUCACCAGCCCCCGGCCCAGGCCCAAACACACCAAGACUCUCCCGAUCACAUUCAAGACUCGCCUCCGGAACAUCAUGAACAGCUAAACCAAGCCCUUCCCCAGCACGGGCUGCCCCAGCCACAUCAGGAUACACCACCAGGCCAUCAGGAGGUCGCACAGGGCCACCAUGACUUGCCAUAGAAAUGCUGUCUUAAAAGAAGAAAAAAAAAAAAGAAAAAAAAACACAAAAUAACAAACAAACUUUUGCUUUACCUAAACUCCUGU
Molecule: messenger RNA, 1675 nt
Organism: Menidia menidia (Atlantic silverside)
Lineage: Eukaryota; Metazoa; Chordata; Actinopteri; Atheriniformes; Atherinopsidae
Source: the annotation of a GenBank genome assembly